AUGCCCACGUGCUCCUUCCCGCGUCUGGCCCCACGUCCAGGUCACGGGAUGCACCUCGGAUAUGUAUCCGGCGGUCUGGAAACGUUUCCCUGCAUUGCGAACUGGACUGGCGAGGAGAAAGAGAGAGAAUGGAAGGGAAGGGAACUGCCAGCAGAGUUACAGACAUUCCCAGUGAUAGUUCAGUUCCAGAUCGGUCGGCCCAGACUGCUCCGAACCGUCGCUCGACUCGACGGCCUGUCAGGCAGGCCGGCUUCUAUUAUACCGAUUCGCCAUUCGCUCGCAGCUGGCCGCUGCAUUGUUGCCCGUGGAAAAGCCUCCCCGCAUGUGGAGAACGAUGGCCACAUGGACGGAAUCUUACCGAGUCGGAAGGCCAUGUCCGAGUCGAGUCAUCCCAUCCCGGUCAGAAACAAAAUCUCGUGGGGUUCCCCUCUCGUCUCGUCGGUCGUGGAGGUCUUCCCCGGAUUGUCGGGACCGCAGGCGUUCUGGUCAGCAUCCAUGCCGAAACGUUCCUGGAGUCAGGUCGAUGGCGCGGACAAUCAGCCGUCCCGCCGUCUGUCCAUUAAGACGGCCUCCGGGGGAGCUCCUGCGGAAGUGCAGAUCGAGACGGGCAGCCCCGGGGACGAGAAAUUCUUCGUCAAUGGAAGCUAUCCUGCUGAAAACCAUCCCCCGACUCCCAGUCUGACGGAUGGCUCGUCAGAGCCCCGGUCUGCCAGGUCCCAGGGACCUCGACAACGGACGCAGAGUGCAGCAACCAUCCGGUCUGAUGCAGAGCCAGUGGUCUGGCCGUCGAUCACGCGGAAAGUGAAGGCGUGUGCGGCCUGUCGUAAGCAGAAGGUAGGCAUAAUUGUCCUGGAGAGAGUGCAGACACAUGCUGAGCCAGCAGAUCAAAUGCGACAUGGACGAAGAUGGCCCGCCCUGCAAAAGAUGCCGGGAGAGAAAUCUCUCGUGCAAGCUCAACAAGAGCCUGCAAACCCUGAUCGACGAGGAGUCACGGUCAGUCCCUUUUUGCUGGGUUCGAAUCUUCCGGCGUUAACAUUGUCCAGAUGGAGAAAGACGGUCAGUCACGAUCUCACGGUGAUCCAUGCCGCCUUGCAGCAGACGCUGCGUUCUCUUGGACUCCCCGCGUUGCCGGCUCUACAUACGCCACUGCCGGAAACGGUCGACGGCCAGGCGAACGAGGUCGCCGUUGCGGAUGACGCCGAGCCUCCUCCGCUGUUCGAUACCUCUCCACAAGGCCCACCCUCCGACGACAUGUUGGCCCAGGUGCCCAUCGAAUCUCUGUACGAGAUCACCCGGUUACGAUCGCUGCGAGGAGAGGCGGUCGAGGAAGACCGUGGAGGCCUCGACGAUUUCAUUUCCAGGGGAGCCAUCCGCGUGGAGGAGGCGGAGCGGCUGUUCCAAUUCUACAUGGCACAGCUUGACCCGUAUAUUUAUGGAUUGGCGAGUAAAUACAAGUCGUUGGAGAGUCUCCGCAGAAGUUCUCCCAUCCUCACUGCAUCAAUCUGUGCCGUGGCGGCCUGUCACCAACCGGGCGACGGCAAGAUAUAUGAAAUCUGUAACCAAGAAUUCCGGCGUCUCGUUUCAAGCUCCCUGUUUGACCGUCGCAUCAGCCUGGACUACCUCCGCGCGCUGGUGAUUGGCACGUACUGGUUGAGCGACGUCUCCUGGACGCUGGCCGGGUUCGCUGUCCGCCGUGCGAGCGACAUCAACCUGCACAAGUUCUACUACCGCAUCAUCGACUCAGCGAACGGGCUGGCAGCGACUCCCAACAGCUGGGAUCCGUCCGAUCCCGAGGCGUCCAUCGACCCGGUGCGACUGUGGUAUCUGCUUUAUAUCUGCGACCAGCACUUGUCGAUUCUGUACACGAGAGCCCCGAUGAUCCGGGAAGACGAGACGAUUCGCGGGUGGCGGGGCUAUCUCGAGUCGCCGCAUGCGUCGCAGUCUGACAUGAGGAUAUCGAGCCAAGUGUCGCUGAUGAUCCUUUUGAGUCAGGUGCGGGAGCUCUUUGGCGUGGACGCCAGCAAGGCCGUCCCCCGCGCUUUUGUUGCGCAUAUCAACACCUUCAGUCAGCAGCUGGACAAGUGGCUUGCCCAUUGGUCUCAAAAGCUCCAGCCAAACGAGCAUAUCGGGGACUUUCCCACGAAAGGAGUGCUGCUGCACUACCAUUUCGGCAAACUGCAUCUUUUCUCACACGUAUUCCGAGGCCUCAAGUCGGGUGAGCGCGUCGAGCCGAUCCCGUCGUACUUCAAGGACCCAGCGACGACAGCCGUGUCCCACGCGACGACGAUUCUGGAACUCCUGCUCAACGACCCCGAUCUGCGGCGGAGCAUCCUCGGCGUGCCGCACUACUUCCACACGAUGAUCGCGUUCGCCUGCGUGGUGCUGCUGAAAGUGUCAUCUCGGUACCGCGACGAUCUCGCCAUCGACACGGACACCAUCUACUCCCUGAUCGGGCGGAUCAUCAACCUGCUGCGGUCCAACAGUUGUAACCGCUACCAUCUGGUGCACUGGAUGGCGGAGGGGCUGGACAAGAUGCUGAAGUCGUCGUCAUCAUCUCAUGGGGGGUCGCAGUGGAACACCACGCUUGCAUCAGACAGCACCACCACAACGAAUAUCUUUGACAACGUCGAGAACGAUAUCCCCGAGCAGCCCACCUUCCCGUCGGUAGAUCCAGUGCUGCAGAUGAACCCGGGUUUCGUGUCUCAGAGUAAUGAUCCCGUCUUGAGUGCGGGGCCGUUUCUUCCGGUGCUGGAGACGUUGGAUGGGAAUGAGUAUGAUCUGACGGAUUUGAGUUUUAAUUUCAUUUGA
Molecule: messenger RNA, 2808 nt
Organism: Rasamsonia emersonii CBS 393.64
Lineage: Eukaryota; Fungi; Ascomycota; Eurotiomycetes; Eurotiales; Trichocomaceae
Exons: 4
Coding region: 1-2808 (935 amino acids)
Source: RefSeq, a predicted model, not a curated record